Leptopilina boulardi is the source of this 1170-nucleotide messenger RNA. It is a transcript of the gene mRpL46, whose product is annotated as 39S ribosomal protein L46, mitochondrial. The coding region runs from base 109 to 918 and encodes 269 amino acids. Gene Ontology annotation, molecular function: structural constituent of ribosome. Gene Ontology annotation, cellular component: mitochondrial large ribosomal subunit. NCBI's taxonomy places the organism in Eukaryota, Metazoa, Arthropoda, Insecta, Hymenoptera, Figitidae. The transcript is spliced from 4 exons. The record is from RefSeq and is a predicted model, not a curated record.
UAACUCACUGUGAUUGGCUCAAUCCAACAGCUCCAACAGUAUAAUAAUCAUAAUAAUGGUUAUCAGUUACAGGAUAUAAAAAUACUAAAACAAAAUUUAAUUAUAAAAAUGUUUAAACAAAGUUUAAAACUUAUCACUCCAGGAAAUUUAAAUAUAUUUUCCGGUUGUCUUAAACAUGAAACCUAUUGUACAAUAACAAGUCAAUCAACAAAAAAAUGGGAUUUAUUAAGUGCAGUUUGUUUAGAACGACAUCCAAUUAUUACUAAACCAAUGAGUGAAAUGGAAAGGAAAUUUCAAGAAUCUAUCUAUGAAAUAGAGCAUGAGAAAAGUUUUAAAUCAAAUCACGAAUUAAGAAUAGAAAGAGAGGAAUUGGAGAAAAAAUCAAAAGUAAAAGUGUUAGAUGAAAAAGAGGAUAGUAAAUUAAAAUUACAAUCUGUAGGAGAAUAUGAAGAUGCUUGUAAGCAGGAGCUUGAGUCUUUUAAAUUUGCUCCUAGAAUAACAGAGGCAGAUGAGAAAAAUAUUACAAAUACAUUUAAAAGAAAAUUGGAUCGAACGUUGCUUUUGUUAACUGAGCAAAAAUUUGGUAAUACUUUAUUAUGGAAACCACCACAAGGAAUUAGAAACGAUGGUGAAACUAUGAGACAGGCAGCAGAAAGAAUUUUACUUGACUCCUGUGGUUCUGAUUUAACUGUUCAAUUUUAUGGAAAUUCUCCCAUUGGUUAUUAUAAAUAUUUAUAUCCAAUGGCGGUACGAACGGAAAAAGCCGAUGGUGCAAAAGUAUUUUUCUAUUUAGCUAAAUAUAUAAAAGGAAAUAUUUCCGAUAAAGUGAAACAUCAAUGGCUCGAUAGAACGGAACUUUCUCAAGUAUUAGGAAAAGGAACACGAAGAGUUUUAUUUCAAUUUUUGAUUCCCGAAUGAAUGUAAUUUGAUGAAUCAUUUAUAGAUGAAUGCCAAGUGUGUAAGAAAUAUAAAUUUCUGUACAUAUAUUAUUAGGCUGAAACAAUUUAUACACUUGAUUUUGAAAUUAAUUUCGUAAGUAAAUUUUUUAUUUCUUUUUUGUUUACGAGUAAAAUAAUUUUUUUUUUUUUUUCGUUUUUCAGAGGCACUUUUAUUUUUUUCCUUCGAACUAUGUACAGUGUGAGAAAAUAUAGUAUUGAUAUUAAUAGAUAA